Punica granatum (pomegranate) is the source of this 3203-nucleotide messenger RNA. The record is from RefSeq and is a predicted model, not a curated record. Lineage: Eukaryota; Viridiplantae; Streptophyta; Magnoliopsida; Myrtales; Lythraceae.
AUUUUUCUACCCUGGUAAUUCUAAUUCUGGACAUUUAUUAAUAAAAAAAAAAAAGAAAAAAAAAAGUAGUAGUAGCAGCAGCAGCAGACUUAAUGGCGCCAAAAAUCUUAUUAGCGACGUCGUUUUGUGCUGAAUUCCAGAGUCUCUUCUGUCUGUUAUCCUGCAAUUGGAAGAAAUUAAAGCGAAGAGCCUUAAACCUCAGAAGAAGACGAACAAAGAAGAAGAAGGAGAAGGAGAAGGAGAAGCAGCUGAACGAUGUUCUGUUCUCAAAGAAAUGGCUCUUCCUGCUAAAACAUCUCCAAUUUCUCUUCAUCGAGACCACCUCGGUCCUCUUUCCACCAAGACCCUCAAAGCCAGCACUCUGAAUUGCUCUCAGAAUAUCCAACCCCAUCAAAUUUCCACCAAAAAGUACCAAGUACUCCCAGCCCUAAGCACACAAAGCUCAACCAGUCCCCGUAACCCAAAUUCAAUCCUGUGCCAGCUAUGCCUCCGAGGAGACCUACAGCAAGCCUUGAGCUACUUAAACUCCGUGCAAGAAUUGGACUUUACGGUGGAGGAGGACACUUACAUCGCUUUGUUGAGGUCGUGCGAGUACAGGAGGGCCUACGAUGAAGGGGCUCUGGUGUACUCCUACGUGUUGAGGGACAAUGGUACCCAUUUGAGCAUUAGGUUGGGAAACGCUCUGCUGAGCAUGUUUGUCAGGUUUCGCAAUAUAAGUGAUGCGUGGUACGUGUUCGGUAAAAUGGCUGCGAGAGACGUCUUCUCUUGGAAUGUUAUGGUUGGUGGGUAUGCCAAGAAUGGGUUCUUCGAUGAGGCUCUGGAUUUAUACCACAGGAUGUUGUGGGUCGGUGUGAGGCCUGACGUUUAUACGUUUCCUUGUGUCCUGAGGACUUGCGGUGGCAUUCCAGACUUGGUGAGGGGAAGGGAGAUUCAUGUCCAUCUGAUUAGAUUCGGUUUCGAGUCUGAUGUUGAUGUUCUUAAUGCUUUGAUCACCAUGUACAUGAAAUGCGGGGAUUUCUCGAGCGCGAGGUUGGUGUUUGAUAGGAUGCCUAGGAGGGACAGAAUCUCAUGGAAUGCAAUGAUUUCAGGGUAUUUUGAGAAUGGUGAGUGCUUGGAAGGAUUGAGGUUGUUCCUCACAAUGCUCGAGUGCUCAUUCGACCCAGAUUUGAUGACCAUGACCAGUGUGAUCUCUGCCUGUGAGCUUCUUGGUGAUGAGUGGUUAGGGAGAGAAAUUCACGGGUAUGUGAUGAGGACGGAUUUUGGCACUGAAGUCUCCAUCUGCAACUCGCUGAUUCAAAUGUACUCGAGUGCCGGUCUCUGGGAAGAAGCAGAGAAAGUAUUCUCAAGAAUGGAGUAUAACGAUGUGGUCUCAUGGACUGCAAUGAUUUCAUCCUACGAGAAUAAUUUCCUUCCUGAGAAAGCACUAGAAACCUAUGAAAAGAUGGAGGAAGUGCGCGAAAUGCCCGAUGAGAUCACUAUAGCUAGUGUUCUUUCGGCUUGCGCUUCUUUAGGUCGCCUGGAUUUAGGCUUGAAGAUUCACGACCUUGCGGAUAGGAUGGGGCUCGUCUCUUAUGUCAUAGUUGCAAACACGCUAAUUGACAUGUAUUCCAAGUGCAAAUGCAUCGACAAGGCUCUAGAAGUGUUUAACUCAAUUCGCGAGAAGAAUGUCAUAUCAUGGACUUCAAUCAUCCUUGGGCUUCGGAUCAAUAACCGGUGCUUUGAGGCCUUGAUCUUCUUUCGCCAAAUGAAGCUUGCCUUGAAGCCCAACACUGUCACCUUAAUCUCUGUCCUCUCAGCAUGCUCUCGUAUUGGAGCCCUGAUGUGCGGGAAGGAGAUUCACGCCUAUGCUCUAAGGACCACGCAAGCAUUUGGUGGGUUCUUGCCCAACGCACUGUUGGACAUGUACGUGAGAUGUGGACGGAUGAGGCUCGCAUGGAACCAGUUUAAUACCCACCCGAAGGAUGUCGCGUCCUGGAAUACUCUUCUGACAGGUUAUGCCGAACGAGGGCAGGGAAAGCUAACUCUCGAUCUCUUCCAUCGGAUGGUGAUAUCUGGAGUGUCUCCAGACGAGAUUACUUUUAUCUCGCUCUUAUGUGCUUGUUCUAGGUCAGGUCUGGUGGAUGAAGGCUUAGAGUACUUUGAAUUCAUGCAGAGUGAGUAUUCUAUUGUUCCUAACCUCAAGCACUAUGCUUGUGUGGUCGAUUUACUUGGUCGCUCUGGGAGAUUAGAGGAGGCAUAUGAGUUUAUUCAGAAAAUGCCCUUAAUGCCUGAUGCAGCGAUAUGGGGAGCCCUCCUAAAUUCAUGCAGAAUACACCGAGAAAUCAGGCUUGGGGAGAUUGCAGCUCAGCAUAUAUUCGAGAUUGAUACCAAGAGCGUCGGGUAUUACAUUCUCUUGUGUAAUUUAUAUGCUGACUGCGGGAAAUGGGAUGAAGUAGCGAGAGUGAGAAGGGUAAUACGGGAAAGGGGGCUGAAUGUGGAUCCUGGUUGUAGCUGGAUUGAGGUGAAAGGGAAGGUUCAGGCUUUUCUCAGCGGAGACGAUUUUCAUCCUCAUAUAAAGGAAAUAAACGCAGUCUUGGAGGGAUUUUACGAUAGAAUGGAAGAAGAGGGUUACAAAAGAGUGGAGAUGAGAAGUUCCAGCAAUGAAGUCGAGGCUUCGAGAGCAGAGAUUUUCUGUGGGCACAGUGAGAGAUUGGCAAUUGCAUUUGGGCUGAUAAAUACUGCUCCUGGGACUCCCAUUUGGGUGACAAAGAAUCUAUACAUGUGCCAAACGUGUCACGAUAUGGUGAAGUUUAUCACGAAGGUGGUGAGGAGGCAAAUUUCCGUUAGGGAUACAGAGAUUUUCCACCAUUUCCGGGAUGGAGUUUGCUCUUGUGGUGAUGAAGGUUAUUGGGGGAAAACUGGAUAAGUUUUACCCUUUUUUCUGAGGACAUGAUGAGGGAGAUAGCAAUUUACAGUUUUUACUGUAAAUAGAGCCAAAGUGCACAGCAUAUUUACACGAGGAAGUGAUCGAGGAGGAGGUCAAAGCGCGAGUGGCAGAGAUAAAAAAUAAUUUAUCGCGCAAAAGUUUCGAGAUUUUUAGGUACAAGGUAGAGGGGUUAAACGCUCUUCGCCUCAGGUACUGAUGAUACCGGUCAGAUCUCGUGCGUGUACCAUAUAUGUAAUAGCGCAUUUAAUGUUAUAUCGCUUCUUCGAUUUGAAUGAAA